Molecule: messenger RNA, 800 nt
Organism: Pomacea canaliculata
Lineage: Eukaryota; Metazoa; Mollusca; Gastropoda; Architaenioglossa; Ampullariidae
Exons: 4
Coding region: 1-546 (181 amino acids)
Source: RefSeq, a predicted model, not a curated record
AUGCAUCUACGUGUCCUUUGCUUAGAAUUUGUCAUACUGACGCUGAAAAACUUUGCGCUGAAUGCGCCCUGCAGUCAGUGUGCAAAUUACUCCAACUGGACCCCAGACAAGGCGGUUGAUGGCAACAGCCAGUCGUGCAGCCAAACAGACGUCUGGAGUAAAGUCUACUACUCUCGACACAUCCACUGGUGGCGAGUAGACUUAGGCAAGCUCAUUCUGGUGUCAUACAUCGUCAUCACCAACACCAUGGACAACUGCUGCAGUGACAGACUGGCCAACUUCACCGUGGAACUGGGGAGUCUGGAGUCCAACGGCAGCAUCACCUACACGGUGUGUCGUUACCAUGACGGCGUUGCUGGACCCCUGACGUCCCUGAACUGCACGAGGUCCAUCUGGGGUCAGUUUGUCCGCAUAUCAUUGACGGGAGUGGCUCUCACACUGUGUGAAGUGGAGGUUAUGGCGACACGGACAACAGUAGCGCAGGACAUUUCUCAGCAAUGUCGCUCAUCCCGACCGACUUCACCUGUAACGACGUUGGUCCUCUGACAUCGCCAGCGACAACGGAACUCACGACAGCAGCGGUAACAUCGACUACGAACCUAUACUUAACGACGGAAGAAAAAGAGUUAACGACAUUUUCAGAGGGCACAUCUGAAGCCAAAGUGUCAACAGAGAAUCCAGGACUAACGGAGGAGGUGACAGUGUCAACAAAGAGUCCACAACUGACGGAUAAGAUGACAGUGUCAACAAUGUAUCCAGAAAAUACGACAGAAGCAAAGGAAUCCACGGAGCACUCAUCG